GCAAACAUGGCUGUGAUCGGACAAUGUGAAUGUGGAUUUCUCGUCGAUCACAGGAAAAGUAUCUCUGAAUCAGUUUCAUCGUUGUCAUUGUCGUGUAAAGAAGCUUUCUUUGCUCUUUACGAGCCUCAUUUUAGAACUUCAACGAACAGCAGUUCAUCGGGAUCAAAAAGGAGAAAGCGGAAGAAAUCUGUCCAAGUUGUUCGUACAGAGGAAGAAUUAGAUGCUGCUGCACACCAUAGCAAGAUAAAAGACACAAUUGCAACAGGAACAGAGAAGCUUGUGCACAUUGGUGUGGAUAUGGGCUAUUUUCUACCUGAAAAUGAUCUUAGUGAACAAAGUAAUUUAGAGUCAGAACUAGCUUUGACUGAUUGCAAGCACUUUUCUGGACUGUCAACUGAUGUUCAAAGUCACAGCAGAUGUCUGUCCAGUGAUCAUUUGGAACCUUUAAUCAUCAAAGGUGAUUUCACUGGAAGUGAAAAGUCUCUGUUGAACCGUAUCAUUUAUUACCCUGGUAGCAAACCCACAGUUUUGAAUGUAUCUGGGGAGAAAUACAUUUUACCUGCAGAUUGCAACUUCUUGAUGUCUGAUGCACAGAACUUAGGACCUCUUGUUAAUUAUGCCCAAUGCUAUGGAGGUUAUAACUUGCUGGUGUUGGAUCCUCCAUGGUUCAACAAAUCUGCGAAGCGUGGCUCAAAGUAUUCCUUCAUGUCAUUAUGGCAAAUAAAAUCACUCCCAGUCCCUUGCCUUCUUGCCCCUGGUGCUCUGGUGGGGAUCUGGGUUACCAACAAACAGAAGUACUUAAGGUUUACAAGGACAGAGCUCUUUCCUCAUUGGUCCAUGGAGCUAAUGGCAGAGUGGUACUGGGUUAAAGUAACAAGAAAAGGAGAACUUGUGACUGAUUUAGAUUCACCUCAUAAAAAACCAUAUGAGCCACUGUUAUUAGGACGUUUUAAUCCAAAGAUGGAUGGCCUAAGGUCAUCUUGUUGCCUCAUAAAUAAUGAGAAAAACUCUUCUGAAAAGGAGAUGGAAUCAGCCUUUGUUGAUAGGGGAUCUCUCAAUGAAUCUUCACUUCCAACUAAAAGGAAAAAGAUCAGUGAUAAUGAUGAUGAUAUCAGGACAGAAUACACCUGCGAUAUAAAUAAAAAUACAGCUAUGGCAAUUUCACUUGAGUGGAAUCCACCAUCAAUAUAUAAAUCAGUUGGGGAAAUCACCAGCCAAGACAGUAGACAUUGUGAAACAGGAGUUCAGAAUCCUAGAAAUUGUUGGUUAAAUUGUCAAGGAGUAUAUCAUGAAGAUAAAAUGGACAUCACACAGGGCUUGAAUAGUCCAACUGAGGUUGUGCAAAAACAACAAGCUAUGCAAAAGGUUAAGGAGCAGGAGCAGAAAGGCAGUAUUGGUAUUACGAAAAAUAGUUUGAAAAUCUCAAGUGAGCAAUCAGAACCUAAAGAGCUAGAGCCAGAUUCUAAACCUUGUGAGUUGUUACCCUAUCAUCAGAUCAUAUGCAGUGUUCCUUGUAAGAUUCAUUCCAGGAAGCCUCCUCUGCAUGAAAUCUUUUCAAAGUACAUGCCACCUAAUUCAUUAUGUCUGGAAAUGUUUGCUCGAAAUCUAACUCCUCACUGGACCAGCUGGGGGAAUGAGGUGCUUAAGUUUCAGAGCAUGGAGUACUUUGAAGAGUGUACAACUGAACAAGUACCUAGAAAAAUCCAAGAAAAAAAUAGUAUUCUUACAAAUUGCUAACCAUGACCUUGUGGUGGCUGUGUAUCAUUUGCUUCCAAGUUUCUGAUAGUAGAAGGAAGAUUCUUUAGCAUUUUUGCUGAAAGCUGUGAAGUACUGUCUUUGAUUAGUAAAAUUUGUUAUCAGAAGUUGAAACCUUUGUAGUUUUUGUUGCAAAAUCACCCCCACAGUGUGUUAAGAUUGCAGAGUUGUCUCAGCAACCAAAUUUUCUUCUUGGUAGCAAGCUUCAUUGUAGCACAUCCUUAUAUCUAAUAAAAACGCAUUAUAGACCAGGGUUCAGUUGUAUAAAGGGUAGAUAACGCUAUCCGACGUAUAAAUCGCUAUAAGUGAUAACAAAACGUAUAGCGUUAUCCACCGGAUAGAGAUUUAUUCAGUGGAUAGUGUUAUCCGACCUUCGAACAACUAAGGCCAGAAAGUUAUUUAUUAGAGACCAUGGAUGUUUCCGGAAAUGUAAUGUAAGAACUUAAUAACAUCUGCAUCCCAUACAAUUUUGCGCUUCCUUCAUCCUGUUAAACUAGAGAAAAGCCUUAACCUGCAUUAUGAACUGUCGCUUACAAUAACGUUGUUGCAUUUAGGAGAACUCAUGUUUCAAUUGUUUGAAUUGGCGUUAGUAU
This is a messenger RNA of Pocillopora verrucosa, 2348 nucleotides long. Its product is annotated as N(6)-adenine-specific methyltransferase METTL4. Gene Ontology annotation, molecular function: methyltransferase activity. Gene Ontology annotation, cellular component: nucleus. The record is from RefSeq and is a predicted model, not a curated record. NCBI's taxonomy places the organism in Eukaryota, Metazoa, Cnidaria, Anthozoa, Scleractinia, Pocilloporidae.